Molecule: messenger RNA, 2205 nt
Organism: Sorghum bicolor (sorghum)
Lineage: Eukaryota; Viridiplantae; Streptophyta; Magnoliopsida; Poales; Poaceae
Product: protection of telomeres protein 1b-like
Exons: 12
Coding region: 330-1790 (486 amino acids)
Biological process (GO): telomere capping; regulation of telomere maintenance via telomerase
Cellular component (GO): nuclear telomere cap complex; chromosome, telomeric region
Molecular function (GO): telomerase inhibitor activity; G-rich strand telomeric DNA binding
Source: RefSeq, a predicted model, not a curated record
AAAAAAAAAACUCCAGCACUACCCGCUCCGUUCCCAAGUCGCGACGCCGCAGGCCGCAGCCAACGGACCCUGUCCUCGCAGCGGCGCGCUCCGCUCGACUCUCCCGCGCCGCAUCUCCACCUUUCCUCUCCGGCUCCGGCCCCGUCUUCAACGUGAAAAAGGGAAGCUGUGCUAGAGGGGGCAUGGGGAGAGGACGACCUGUACCAAUUGGAUCAGGGAGGAUCAUGUAAAGGUAGCGCCGGGAAGUUCCUGUCCCUUGUGGUGAACCAAACAGCACCUUCAGGUCCAGGAUUUGCUUGCAGCACGCUACAGUCAAUCACACCCAGGCUAUGGAGGAGGCAACAGCGGGAGAGCGGAAGAGGCUGCGCGAGGGCGACGCGGUUACUUCCGCCGCGGCGGCGGCGGCCAGGGACCCUCAGUACACAUACCUGUCUAUCGCCGACGCCCUCAAGGUUCCCGGCGUCCGGGUCUGCAUCUUAGCCGUCGUCUCCGAGAUCGGCACCGCCGUCCGCAGCCGUGGCACGGUUUUUGCAGAUUUCACUCUUACGUUGAGGAUUGUGGAUCAAUCACGCCCGGCUGGAAUCUCUGCAACAUUUUUUGCUGAGGACACUGCCCUAUUGCCCUGUGUUAAGUCAAGUGGAGAUGUGAUCAGUCUCCAUAACGUCACGAUAACAAUGCAUGGGGAGUUCUUUGUUACAUUUAACAAAAAGUUUUCUUCAUUCGCGCUAUUUGAAAGCAAAGUAUUUGCUGAGUGCAGCCCAUAUCAGUCUUCUAUGAAAUAUCGUGGCAGGAUAGAUGACAAAGAACUUUUAACCCAGCAGAGAACAUGGCUUGCAUAUAAUCUUCUAGGUCUGAAAGAUCUUGAAUUGCAGUUAAGGAGUUUAAAGUCUGAUUCUACUUUUGAUCUAGUAUGCAAGGUUGUUCAUGUCUGUGAAGAUAGUGGCAAAUGGAUUUUUUAUGUUUGGGAUGGAACUGACACCCCUGCAGCUGAGUUUCAGGCAAUUUCGGAUGCUGAAGCAGUUCAAUUGCCCCCUCUACUUGAAGGACCACCUCUACACAGGGAGGUUUUGUGCACAAUGCCAUGUGUAGGAACUGUUCUGAGGAUUUAUUCAAACAGGUUUAUCAAGGAAGUACUACACAUGCAAAAGGGUAUUUAUUGGGCCAAGUUCUGCAACAUUACUUGCAAAGAAGAGUUUGGCAUAUGGAAAGGCAUUUUGCUGCCCACUAGUAGAGUUCGCCUUUUAUCUCAUGAAGAUGGUAGCGUUGUUGAUCGUCUGAAGAUGUAUGACAGCCGCAACGCCAACAAAGUUCACUGCCAGCCGAUGACAGGCUUCCCCUCUAAUGUUACUGGUGUAGAUGUAGAAUAUGAGAAAGAAGGUUACUCAACGUUAAUGGAGUCUUUAACUCAUGAUGAGGUGACACACAAAGCGAAAACCUUGGUCCGUGUUGUGGGAGCAUUUCCAUGUCAACCCAGUGUAGUCCGUUCGUUGCUUUCAACUGGUACAUAUACUAUGCGGUUGACUCUUGAGGAUCCUACAGCGAGAAUCCAUGCGUUAGUCCAUAAGGAUGAGAUGGUCAAAUUCUUCGGUGGUUUUCUGACAGCAGAAGCGGUAAUAAAAAAGAUGAACAAGCUACUGGGCUACCCAGAACCAGAAGACCACGAGGAAGGUGUCCCCUUGACUAGGAAUCCACCUUGGAUAUGGUGUUGCUUGAAAUCAUACUAUAGGGACAAAAGCGAUAUCUGGGGCAGCAGAGCGUACCAAAUCUUUGCCACAGAGAUCAAGGAUUGAGUGGGGAUGCUGCUUGAAUUUGCAGGAACAACUAUGCAAACGAAUCAAACAAAUGUUGUGUAGUAUCUCUAUGUGCUGCCAGUGCUCUCAUUGGCAUUUUGCUUGGAGGGGGCGUUUUGCAAGGAAGCACGGGCGCAGGGCGACACACUUAGUGGUAAACGCUACUAUUGUCAGUGCUAUUCCCUUUAUGUAAUGUAGUUGCAGUGCUGUCGCUGGCCAUCUGGUUAUGUACAAUCAGUGAAUACUGUCCAGAACACUGGUGGCAUUCCGUAGUAGUCUGUAUGUGCCAAUUGUGCGCCUGCACUCUAUCUUAUGAAAUGUUAGUGCACACAUCACCAUCUUUUGGCUUGGAACGUGGCAAGAACCCCUUGUUCGGCGCCUUACAUUUCUGCAAAAUGGAUGUGUUUCUUGUGAA